Messenger RNA from Olea europaea var. sylvestris, 726 nucleotides. Its product is annotated as putative ripening-related protein 1. The record is from RefSeq and is a predicted model, not a curated record. NCBI's taxonomy places the organism in Eukaryota, Viridiplantae, Streptophyta, Magnoliopsida, Lamiales, Oleaceae. The transcript has a single exon. Bases 1 to 564 code for a protein of 187 amino acids.
AUGAAAAACUUAAGAGUAGGAGCACUUCUUUUUGUAUUACUCUUUCUUGCUACUCAUUUCUCAGAAGCUAGACUUCAAGCAUGCAAUCCAAGUGGCAAAAUAAUUGGAAAAAAGCCACCUCCGGGACAAUGCAACCCGCAAAAUGACUCUGAUUGCUGUAAACAGGGGAAGUCUUACCCCACCUACAAGUGUUCACCCUCUGUGUCUGGAAGCACUAAGGCAGUUCUCACAAUUAACAGUUUCGAGAAGGGUGGAGAUGGAGGCGCACCAUCAGAAUGUGACAACAAGUACCACUCCGAUAACACACCAGUCGUUGCACUGUCAACUGGAUGGUACAGUGGAGGGUCAAGGUGCCUUAACAAUAUCACAAUAAGUGCUAAUGGCAGGAGUGUAACAGCUAUGGUCGUCGAUGAAUGUGAUUCUACCAUGGGAUGUGACGAUGACCAUGAUUAUCAGCCUCCAUGUCCUAAUAACAUUGUUGAUGCCUCCAAGGCUGUCUGGAAAGCCUUAGGAGUACCUGAAGAUAACUGGGGCGAGUUGGACAUUACUUGGUCUGAUGCCUAGUAAAAUUAAUACUGUUUUCAAGUUAUGAUAUUGUAAAAUGAUAUGCCAUGUAUAUAUACUGAAGCAUAUCUAGUACAUAUUUACUGUCUCAAUCACUGGUAUGCUUCCUUUCAUAUAGUGAUUCCUUAAUGCAUGAAAGACGAAAAUAUAUCUUUGUAUGAU